Cuscuta epithymum is the source of this 1614-nucleotide messenger RNA. Lineage: Eukaryota; Viridiplantae; Streptophyta; Magnoliopsida; Solanales; Convolvulaceae. The record is from the annotation of a GenBank genome assembly.
UGAAAAUACAUUGGUCGUGUCGAAGAUGAAAUUUAUACAGCCUCCUGCCGCUGGCCCGCGAGUCCGCGACACAGCCGGCGCGAAGUUGAAAGUUAUAUGCUCUGAGUCUCUGACAAGUGACAACCACGCCACCUCUUCGCUCCUUCCUUCCGUUAUGGAAGAAUUCCCUGCAAAAUAAUUCAACAUUUUCUGUUUACAAUGGGAUCUUCCCUUAUACCUCAGAUGCCACUUUGCACCAUCUCAAAACCCUAGUUCUUCGUAGAAUCGCUAAUUUUUAAUCUCAGAGCUCACGAUUUCUCUGUUGGGUUUUAGGAUCAAUAUCCAAUUGAACGAAGGAUUUUCAGUAAUCUAUCAUAUUUCACAUAUAUAUAUAUAUAUAUAUAUAUAUAUAUAUAUAUCUAUAUAUUUUUCGAUGACACAACCAUCGGUUUUGCUAGCAACAGGUAGUUAUGAUCACACUAUUCGAUUCUGGGAGGCUAAAAGUGCCCGCUGUUGCCGUACCAUCCAAUACCCAGAAUCACAAGUUAAUCGGCUGGAGAUUACACCGGAUAAGCGAUUCUUAGCUGCAGCUGGAAACCCUCACAUACGUUUGUUCGACAUCAAUUCAAACAACCAUCAACCUGUACAGAGCUUUGAUUCACACACUAGCAAUGUAAUGGCAGUAGGGUUUCAAUGUGAUGGGAACUGGAUGUAUUCUGGUUCGGAAGAUGGCACAGUAAAGAUUUGGGAUUUGAGGGCACCUGGAUUUCAGAGAGAAUAUGAAAGCCGUGCUGCUGUCAACACAGUUGUUCUGCAUCCAAACCAGACGGAGCUAAUAUCUGGUGACCAGAAUGGAAAUAUUCGAGUAUGGGACUUGAAAGCAAAUGCGUGCAGCUGUGAGUUGGUUCCUGAGGUAGAUACUGCGGUUAGGUCUCUGACUGUAAUGUGGGAUGGAAGCUUGGUUGUAGCAGCAAACAAUCACGGAACAUGUUAUGUUUGGCGUGUAUUGCGUGGGACCCAGACUAUGACCAACUUUGAGCCCCUUCAUAAGUUACAAGCACACGAUGGAUACAUCCUCAAAUGUCUCCUUUCCCCUGAGUUGUGUGAACCUCACCGGUAUCUGGCAACAGCAUCUUCUGAUCAUACUGUCAAAAUAUGGAAUGUGGAUGGAUUUACCUUGGAGAAAACUCUCAUAGGGCAUGAGCGAUGGGUUUGGGACUGCGUUUUCUCCGUGGAUGGUGCAUUUCUUAUCACAGCAUCUUCUGACACAACCGCAAGAUUAUGGUCAAUGUCAACCGGCAAAGAUAUCAAAGUGUAUCAAGGCCAUCAUAAAGCCACAGUCUGUUGUGCUCUCCAUGAUGGUCCUGAACUUUCUUCUUGCUGAUAAUUGAUAAACUUUCAUCAUCUUUGUAUGUAACUUUUUUCUAGGUUGUGAUGUUGCUAUUUCAUCUCAUUCUUCUCUUUUAGAUGAGCAAUAGAUUUCCUCAUUUUAUUAGCAUAAUUAGUUGUUGGGCAGUGUAAACUUCACAAAUCGGAUCCAGCAUGGUAUAAAACAUACUCGCCUAAUUAUUUCGUAGUUUGGGCCUUUAAAUAAAAAGCUUUGCUACUUUUACAUCUAAUAUGUGAUAUAAACCA